Solanum pennellii is the source of this 3298-nucleotide messenger RNA. RefSeq lists its product as uncharacterized. The transcript has 3 exons. Bases 998 to 2968 code for a protein of 656 amino acids. The record is from RefSeq and is a predicted model, not a curated record. Lineage: Eukaryota; Viridiplantae; Streptophyta; Magnoliopsida; Solanales; Solanaceae.
UCUUGGAUUUUUUAUGAUUCUUGAUUUUUUUUGGGUUUUUGUCACUAUGUUGUGUUGUGGGUCUGUAAGUUAUUGUGUGAAAUGAGUUAGGUUGGAUUUUUGUUAGUUAUAGUAAUUGUUAGGAUUGAUAAUGAUAUGAUAUGAGCUUAAAUGAAAAAAUCGGGAUUCAUAUAGCUGACUCGAACUUGUUUGGUGUUGUUGUUGUAUAAUAAUUGUGAGAAUUCCAGCUAUGUGAGGUUUUAUAAACGUUAGUUUACUUUUUAGUUCAAAUAAAGGAAGAUAGUUGUGUUAGGACAAAUAUAUACACAAGAUUGAGGCAUAGUUGAGUAUUCUGAGUAUACAGAAAAUUCGUAUAACUGAUCUCAACUAGUUUGGAAUUCAGGCUUAUUUGAUUGAGAGUGAUGAUAGGGAAUGAUUGUGUUGGGUUUUGAGUUGACUUUUGUGUUGUGGCUAAUGAUAGUAAUUUGAUGUCUUUUAUGAUGGCUUACUGUUGGACUUUCUCAGUGUUGGGGUUUAUACUUUAUUGAUAAUGAUAAUGUUUAAUAAAUAUGGUCUGCUGCUUUUUAGCUUUGAGAGAACAAUAUUUGACUAUGUGUCUCUAAUUGCAUUUACACUUAUGAGUGGUGACAUUUGAAGGUAUACUAUGUUUCAUUCUUUGGCUAAUGAAGCAAAGAACAUGUAUUUUCCACGUCAUCUGAUCUUUUCUCAUUAGCAAUCGAAGGAAGGGGUAGAUCAUGUUCUACUUUUCCAAAUCUUUCAAGAUCCACAUCAAAAGCUUUCUCAUCUGUGUGAUUUAGAUGAACUAAGCCCCCCUUCUUUUCUUGGCAGUUAUCAUACUGAUACAAAUUUGGCUGUCUGUGUUGUCCCUAACAUGGUGUGAAUGAUGUUCUUCACUUCUCUAGUUUAAGUUUUAAAUGCUGUCAAUGGAUAUUGCUUGCUUGGGUGAUUAAAUUGCCUGGUUUAAUCAACCAGACUGGUUAAGGAGUUGUUGAAACAGAUGGAAGGGAAGCAGCACACACCAAGUGUUAUAGCAAGGUUGAUGAGCCUUGACGAGCUUCCACCUCGGCAGCACCUCCCUGUUAAGAGAAGGAGAGUACUCUCUGAGAACUAUCUCCAGAAAAUGGCUUCUAUAGGUUUGCGAGAGAAGAGUUCAUUUUCUGUUGGCCUCUCCCGUGGAAUAAACACUCAGAAGCAUCAAAUAGUUAAAGAUGUAUCUGCAGCGAAGUUGAAGAUGCGGAAAUAUACUAAUUCGAGUGUUACUUCUAUAAAGGAGAAACAUUCUUAUCUUAUGGACUUCGAAGGCACCUCAGAAAGUUUACUUUCAACCAAGCAUUUGCGUGAUCUACAGGCUUAUAAACCCUAUUGCCAUCCAGUUCACUCAGCUGUAGCUAAACCAAUAAGCAAGAUGUCUGCUAAGACUACCGCUAAAGAAAAGACUUUGAGAUCUCUUCAGACACUUGAGAUUGGUUCACCUAAGGAUGACAUUGGAGAAUGUUCUAUUCAUCACUUGAAGAAAAUAAACUUUCAGCUUGAUCCAAAUGAAAACAUGCCUCAUCCGUCUACAAGAGUUAUUGUGGUCAAACCUAGUUCUGGAAAGUAUCGUAAAACCAAUCAUCAGUCAGUUUCUCUUAGGCAUGGUUUGCAGUCCGUUCCCGUUGAUUUGAAGUACAAGAAAUUCGCCGAACAUGAAAAUGGGGCAGUACAUAAUGAGAGACCAGGAAGAGCAGAAAGCAUCAGUGACACUUUUCUGAAGGCCGACGCUCUAAAGCUGCCUUCUUCAAAAUUAUUUAGUACACAAAGAAAAGAUAAUACACUAAAUUUCUUUUCAAAGAGGUCAUCUUUUUCCAAAGAAGUCAAGAAGCAAACCAUUGAAAAAUGGAAGCUGAUGAAUGAUCUUCAAGAAGUUGAAACAACUUGUAGAAGCCAAAAUCUUGGAGAAAUGCUUGCUACGGAUGACUUAGAAACUAGGCCUCAAUUUUUGGACUCCAAGCGUGACUCGCAAAGGUUUUGCAGUUCAUCCAGUGUGAACACUCAGAACUCAGGCUCGUGCAGCAAGGAUUCGCUAGUUCCAAAUCAUUCUGCUGGUUCUAGGAUAGCCUCUGGAAGUCCUGAAGGUAUGAUCGGCCAUAAAGCUUCUCUAUAUGGCUGGCAUCCAAGGCAGAAAGUAGCUGUUGCUGAGAAACAUUCCAAGUCCAUGAACCAAAAACAGAAAGAUAAUAUGGAAUAUAGAGACUUGAACUUGAAGGAAACCGAUCAGCAUAGUCCAAAUUCAGUUCUGGAGCCACCUUUCCAGGAAGAGGAACCCUAUACCUCUGCGUUCCACGGCCUAUGUAGUGUAGCACGGCAACUUCAGUUUCUUGAGACCAACUCUGAGGAAACAUAUUCAGAAGGAUCUGAAAUGGGUGUCUCAACUGAUGGAGACUCCGAGACUGGGUCUCCAGAUCUCCUUCAAGAUAGUGAAAACAUUUUGAAAGACUUCAAAACUGCAGAUGGCAGGGACUUCUCCUACCUAGUUGAUGUUUUAGAUGAAGCCAGUUUGCACGGCAUAAACCUAGGAAUGUGUUUUGAGACAUGGCAUUCUCUGGAAUGUCCCGUGAAUCCCUCAGUGUUUGACUUGUUAGAGAAGAAAUACGGGAAACAAACAUCUUGGCUAAAAUCAGAGAGGAAACUGCUGUUUGACCACAUAAAUUCAGGGCUAAGUGAGAUUUUGCAUUCAUUUCUGGAGAUCUACAUAAUGGGAAAAUCUUUUAAGAGAAGGUGUUGUUCUACGAUGAGGAGAACUGAUAUUGAAGAAGAGCUGUGGAGGAUGCUGGUUAGUCAUGAAAAUGAAAUACGCAAGGACUUGUCUGGGAAGGCAAUUGGAAAUGAAACCAAAUGGUUGCAGGUCGAGGAGGAAAUUGGUAGCAUAUGCAGAGAAAUAGAGAAAUAUUUGUUGGAGGAGCUAGCUGCAGAAUUAGCUACGCAUUGAGAGUGUAUAAAAUGGGAUUUGGCCGCUAAAGUUUUCCUACUACUUCCCUCCUCAAGUUACUGGGAAUAGAUAUAGUUUUUUUUCAACAGCAUUUUUGAUCUGAAAGUAUAGGAUUUUGUGUAGAAAAUCUGAAAGACGUGGCACUGUUUAUUCUUAUAUUCAUUUAAACAUGGUGUGCAGUUCUUGAAGGAUUAUUUUUUCUAUAGAUUAUCACCCAUGCUUAUGCAUGAAGAUACAUGUAGAAAGAUUUGGUGUAAACAACUAAAUAUCAAUACUAUUGAUAUAUUUUUGAAGGCUGAGAGCCAGAAGUUGAAAAGGAGUUAUCGUUGA